Molecule: messenger RNA, 635 nt
Organism: Ricinus communis (castor bean)
Lineage: Eukaryota; Viridiplantae; Streptophyta; Magnoliopsida; Malpighiales; Euphorbiaceae
Product: protein Asterix
Exons: 3
Coding region: 137-463 (108 amino acids)
Biological process (GO): protein insertion into ER membrane
Cellular component (GO): endoplasmic reticulum membrane
Molecular function (GO): protein folding chaperone
Source: RefSeq, a predicted model, not a curated record
UAUUAGAGAAAUUUAAAGUUCAUCUUUUAACCUUCCCAAUUUUAUUUACCAAAUUUUAUCCCUGCCAAUCAAAUCUCUCCCUCUCGAUAUAGUGUCCGCUUUGUCAAUCGCACAGAAGACAGAUCGGAGAUCGGAUAUGUCGUCGCACAACAACUCAUCGUCGGCGAACGAUCCACGUCAGCCUUCGGCGGCGAAGCCUUACGUGGCACCGAUGAUUUCACCUCAAGAUCUUCCAGUUGAUUACGCUGGUUUCAUCGCUGUCGUCUUUGGUGUUGCUGGUGUCAUGUUUAGGUACAAGUUAUGCUCGUGGCUUGCUAUUAUAUUCUGUGCGCAAUCACUUGCCAAUAUGAGAAACGUUGAGAAUGAUCUUAAACAGAUCUCCAUGGCUACCAUGUUUGCAAUCAUGGGGUUGGUGACAAACUAUUUUGGCCCUUCUCGACCCAGUUCACAGGCACAAAAGUGAGGUUCUUCCAUGAGAGAUUAUAAGAGAAGCAGUGACAAUUCAAGGUCCUUUUUGAAGGGAACUAUUUGAAGGCUAGCAGUGAUAGUUAUGUAACGAAUUUAAAAUUAACCAUAUUUACUGACAUUGUUAAAAUUCUUUCUUUUAUGCUUUGAAAUCUCUGCCUUUUAUUUCA